AGCGAAGUGGUGUGGCGGCCAGGUCAAAUUACGGAGAACAGUCCAUGUCCCUGAUGAUGUCGGAACCGGGGGCAGAGCGUCAUGUCCACGAGUAUAGCACGUAGUGUCUCUCGACGGGAACUGUGAUGAUUAGAGUGUGAUUUUUGUGUCGAGUGAUGGAUACCCCUUCAGGUGGGGGAAGAGAUUCCCGUUUUAGCAUGGGCUACAAUAUUUCCCUUUUGAGCGGCGAGACGACACCGGAAAUAUAUUCGAACGCCGUACACAGCAGGCCGUCGACUUCGAUCACGUCGGGCCUGUCCCGGUCGUCGAUGUCGCUCACCGGCUCCUGCGCCUCGCAGAACAUGCAGCGCGGCAUGAAGAGGGCCUCGUCCGACGUCUGCUACGACCAGGACGGCAGGCAGAUCGCCCUCUCCAACGACUGCGGAUCGGACAUCGUCGACGACGUCUUCUCGCCCGCCCCGCAGAAAGGCUCGCCGCCUUCCAACGGGAAAAAGACGAAAGGACGAGUCAAAAUCAAAAUGGAAUACAUCGACAACAAACUGAGGAGAUACACAACUUUCUCCAAAAGGAAGACUGGGAUCAUGAAAAAGGCGUACGAACUGUCGACGCUGACAGGUACGCAGGUGAUGCUGCUCGUCGCCUCUGAGACUGGUCACGUGUACACAUUUGCGACAAGAAAGUUGCAACCGAUGAUAACUUCAGAGGCGGGGAAGGCCUUGAUCCAGACCUGCCUCAAUUCCCCCGACCCGUGUCCUUCGGGUUCCGGAGGCGACCAGAGGAUGUCGGCGACAGGGUUCGAGGAGACCGAGCUGUCCUACAACAUCGCCGACGAGGAACAAAAAGUAAGACAGUUGGUUUACAGCGGCGGAACGGGUUUGAUGCAGCAAAGCGGCGGCCCGCAGCACGGCCAUCACGUCAUGGGCCAAACCCACCAUCCUUCCUCACCCCAUCAUCACCACCUGAUGUUACAUCAGUCGUCGAGUCAUCUGAUCCCUUGCUCGAGCCCUAGCGGGUACCAGCAAGCUUGUCCUUCUCCUUUACCCCAUUACCCUCCGCACCCUCACAUGUCCCACGCUCACCCGCAACGCUGACCGCCCAUUCCGCCGCCAAAAGUUGGCAUGCCACAAACACGUUUUUUUACCACCUUUUUUUAUAUGUCUCAAGACACAAAAACCUGCACACUUUACGCACUUACGGGGAAACUCAUGUACAUACGUAAUUCCUAGUAGGUUUACAAUUGUUUUAUUGUAGAUACUUGUGUACGUUUAAAACAAACGGAGUUGGUUUUAUUUAUACUCAAUUCUUGUUUUUAAAUAUUUAUUGGAAAUAUUUUUGACGAGAAAACCAACCCGUAUUUAUUUUCAAACCAAAUUAAAAUUUUAAGCAGUAGCGAAGCAUUAACAAAAUAAAUUACCAAAGGUUUUCGAUGCAUCAGUCACGUUAACAUUGUUUUUUACAGAUUAAUUUUUGAAAAUCAAUAAAACAAAUUUCUAUGGGUAAACGUUUCCAGAAUGUAAGAAGAAAACUUUAGGCAUUGAGUACAGUCAAAUUCUGUGAAAAUAUUACGUAUAUUAAAUAGUACCGAAAAACAAAGAAAUAUUGAAAGAUUAAUUUUAAAUAAUAUCAUCAAAUUUACGUAAUUAAAGUAAAUUAAACUAAAUACUAAUUCUACUCUCGCCUAUUCAAAAUUCUAAAAAGAUUCAUAUCGAUUGAUUGUUAAGUAUAUAUAUUAUUCAUUAUCACCUUGUGGGUAUUUGAAUGUUUUUGAUAAUAAUUGAUUACAGCUUUUAUUUUUUAAAGUAAUUAGUAUUGCAUUUGGAAUAAGAAAACUAGCGAUAAAAUAUUUUUUUAUUUAUCGUUAAAUAUCAAUAUCACAAAUUGAUUGUUAUUUAUAAAUGUUCAUUUUAUAAUAAGGACAUCUAUAUUAUACACGAAUAUAAAAUAGAACGUUUUACCUUUUUUUUUUUUUGCAUAAGUAUGAUUAUUUUGCAGAAUUUGAUUUGACUGACGACCCAAAGUUUGAAUCUUUCUUUCGGAGACUCCUUGUAUUUAUUUAAUUUACAAAAUUGGGGAAUUAUUGGAACAAGACAUUCCAAAAUCACACAUUUAGUCAAUAUGGUGUAACAAAGAUUUGCAACAAAUGCCAGGCCCUUUUAAAAAUCAAAUAUUGACCAUUUUUAAAUUAAAAUGUUGCGAAAUUAUUUAAGAAAAAACUUUUUCAUUACUGUUUUUUAUAUAUAUUUUUUUGUUUUUAAAUGUAAUUGUUGAUUUUGGUGCAACAGUUUUAAUAAAGAAAAUAACCACAAAUUUGGCAUAGAGGUGUCUGGUAGGUUUUAUCAUUUGUCUUUACGUUACACCCUAAAACUUUUAAUAAUUAAAGAGGUAGCAAAUGAAUAAUGAAUUUUAAAUCUUCUUCGUUUACUACCUCUGAACACACUGUACAAAGCUGUACGAGCUAUAAGUGUAAUAAACUAAUUGUAAUAUAUAAAUUAAUAUAAACAAUUAUUAGACAAAAUUUUUUUUGACUAAUGGAGGGACAGUCUUUAAACAAAUCUCUUCUAGUUGUAACUAAAUAUAUAUAUAUGUAUAUUGUGUUCAACAUGUUUUUUCUUUUCUUUUUUUUUAAGUGAACAUAUUUUAUUUAUUGUUAAGUAUAGUAAAAAGUCUAUAUUAGACAAUGGGAAUGUAAAUUUUUUCAACAUAACUAGUUUGUUUUGUGUGUUUAAAUUAUCAUUGUCAGGAUUUAUUGUCCUUGUGCGACUUAUGUGAUCGAGUGACAUGAUUUUUUUCAUUUAAAAUUUUAUGUUUUUAUUUAUUUAUUUUGUUGAUUUUAAGGCGUUCAUUGUGUGUUGUAACUAUCACUUUAUUUAUGUUGGCCUGCAUUUUAUUUCAAUGAUCUCUGAUAAAAUGUGGGCGCUAUUAUUAUUAUUUUAUUAUUUUUGUUUUACUUAAAUAUUUUAUUGUGGAGCGUAAAUAGUGCACGAAUCUCCUGAAGUCAGUAUUUAUUGUGAUAGUUGCACUUUGUAUGAAUACUUUUGUAAAUAGGACAACAACGUUGUGAAGAAGACUUCGAACAUCUAGUGUCCAUGACACAAAAAUUAAAAAAAAAAGGGUAAUAUAACUAACUGUUUGUUUUCAAUAAUAAAAUGACGAUAUAUAUACAUA
This is a messenger RNA of Cimex lectularius (bed bug), 3165 nucleotides long. RefSeq names its product serum response factor homolog (gene bs). Gene Ontology annotation, molecular function: DNA-binding transcription factor activity, RNA polymerase II-specific; protein dimerization activity; RNA polymerase II cis-regulatory region sequence-specific DNA binding. The record is from RefSeq and is a predicted model, not a curated record. Bases 156 to 1091 code for a protein of 311 amino acids. The transcript has 2 exons. Gene Ontology annotation, biological process: positive regulation of transcription by RNA polymerase II. Lineage: Eukaryota; Metazoa; Arthropoda; Insecta; Hemiptera; Cimicidae.